GCUCACCACGCCGCCGUUUCACUCACCCCCUUCACUCGACAUCAUCGCCUACCCAACCGACUAGGACGCUUUACUUCGGGCGCCCGAUCCCAGCUGAUAUGACGUCGACUGCGUACAACAGAGGGCAGGAGAGGCCUCCCAUGCUGAGAAACCAGGAUGAUGAGCAGCAGCAGCCGCGGCUGGACCCUACAACGACAACGCAACAGCUGCAGUACGCCCGAGACUACCUGGCGACUCUGCACGGCGAUAGGGCCGCGUCGUGCUCCGACUUGGAGGAGGAGGCGAAGGUGUUCCUCGGCUCCCCCUCCACGGAGGAGCAGGCCCGACGCUUCCGUCUCAUCUACCAGCUCGUGCGCUACCAGAUCCACAGCCACACGCACAACAUGUACGCCAUUCUUCAGGAGAAGCUUGCUGCCAUGGCAAGAGUGCAGGCUGCGGUGGGCAACGCCGAUGAUGACCCCGACGUGAAAGAGCUUACCAUCGCUCUCGUCAAUGGAAGGAUUGUCGACGCCACCAUCAGGGUGAUCGAGCGGGCCGUCGAAGCCAUGCGCGACCUCAACGGGAGGAACGAGGCCGGAACAAAUACAAAGGCCUCCUUCUCGACCUCUUCCUCGACCUCCUCCUCGACCUCCUCCGCAUCAUCAUCCCCGGCAAGCAACACCCCGCCGCCCGAAUCAUGGGAGCAGCCCAGAAAGCAGCAGCAGGAGAGGAAAAAACAGAGACGGGAUAAGAAGCGCCUCGAAGCCACCCCAAUAGGAAGGACCUUCGAUUCGCCUUCGAAGCUGCCCAAGCGAUCCCGUCUGCCGGCCGCGGCGGUGAAGGAGAUGAGGACUUGGCUCGACCAGCACUGGGACGACCCCGUACCGACUCACGAAGAGAAGACUAGCUUCGCUGUCAAGCACGACAUCACCACCAAACAGGUGGAGAACUGGUUUAUCAAUAUCCGCAUGAGGGAGUGGCGGCCGGCCAUGCGCCGGGCGUUGGAUCAUGCCGAGGAGACCGGCUCGUACGCCGAGUUCUCCAGGCUCCUCCAGCACACCGCCGAUGGCAACGUCUUCAAGAAGUUCCUUGAGGAGCGCCAGAUGGGUCAUGGCUCCACCCUGGUGCCCCCGCCCAGCCUCCAGCGCUUCAUUGGCGCCCAGGGCUUUGCUGCUUUCGCUGGGGACGGCAGGGCGAACAAGCGGUCGCGCUGAGGGGCAAGACUGGGCGGAAAGUCGAACGAACGCGAAAAUCGUCGUUGUAAGUCGUGUCGCUGAGCGUCCUAGAGGCUUGCUUGUUGUUGUCGCUCAUGAAACCACGGCUCGCCCUCGUGGGAACGUCAGCAAGAGACUGUGAACAAAUGUAGAACGUAUCGUGUGUGCAUAGGAACAUUGCACGUAUCGUGUAGAAACAUUGUCAAUCGUGCCGCUGAGCGUCCGAGAGCCAUGCCUCACCUUCGUGGGAACGUCAGCAAGAGACGCUUGUGAACAUGACGCACCGCGUAAAAACACGUGUUGUUUUGGUCUCUCGCGGCUGGGGCUGGCGGUUGAGUUUGUCGCGAUAUGGGACAACAGCGCUCCGAUAUUCGUCGUCGCUUUGUACCUAAAUAGGCUUGUCGCUCGGGGAGGGGAGGGGAGGGAAGGGCGGCUCUGCUGCGAGUUGAAGGCGGGGGUCUAACUACUGAAGUUGAUGGUUGCGGAUGAUGCCGUUUUAGAGGGGAAUUGCUAGUUGUGGGUGGAAAUUUUGGAGCGGCUGGGGGGGCAUUGGGGUGGUGACGGCCCGUGAGGUACUGAGCAUCUAACUGUCGUUUGUAGAUUGUGCAGACAAAAUUUUGUGGUUGAACGAGAUUAGAAAGCGGAGGCCUCUGCUGUCCAGUCCAGUACCGUGGUUGAUGGAGCGAUUGCGAGUGGACCGAGUUAUUGUGGCAACCAAGAGAUGGUUUUGCACAUCAGAGGGUGCUAGUCUGCGUUUGUUCGCUGCAGGUUGUGUGUUGGAGAAUACGACGUCGCCCAAUUUGUUUUUUACGUGGAGCAAGAAAUGCAUCAAUAGGCACACUGCAAAGUCGAGGGAGACAAUGAAGGAGCGACUUGAUAUAGCCGAGGGUCGGUCUGGCGUAAAGAAGAACUUCAAGUUUUGUCUUCAGCUGACGUCACUGAACCUUCACUGACUGAAGGGACGCCAAUGCAUCUCUUCUAGUAAUCGUGCGCCUUUUCU
Molecule: messenger RNA, 2193 nt
Organism: Ectocarpus sp. CCAP 1310/34
Lineage: Eukaryota; Phaeophyceae; Ectocarpales; Ectocarpaceae
Source: the annotation of a GenBank genome assembly